Lactuca virosa is the source of this 1632-nucleotide messenger RNA. NCBI's taxonomy places the organism in Eukaryota, Viridiplantae, Streptophyta, Magnoliopsida, Asterales, Asteraceae. The record is from the annotation of a GenBank genome assembly.
AUGUGUAAUCCUAACACCACACCACCCUCCACCGUCUCAUUGAAGCCCUCCGAUCACCUCCCACCAUCACCACCCCCGGCACAGUCCCAUUUCUACCUCGAUCUCAUUUCAUUACCUGUAACCAAAACCCAUUUUCAAACCUCAAAAUCAGACCCCCAAUACCAUAAAAACAACAUCCUCCUCCUUCCUACACCUUCUGAAAUCUUCCAUGAAACCAAAGCUCUGUUCAAGCUUUCUUCUCCGAUUGCUUUAACUGCUCUGAUUCUCUACACGCGUUCCAUCAUCUCUAUACUGUUCCUCGGUCAUCUAGGUGAAACGGAGUUAGCCGCCGGCUCGUUAGCCAUAGCUUUCGCUAACAUUACCGGCUACUCUGUCUUAUCCGGCUUGGCUCUUGGCAUGGAGCCGCUUUGUUCUCAGGCGUUUGGGGCUCGCCGGCUGAAGGUUUUAUCAGUCACCUUACACCGAACGGUUAUUUUCCUUCUGGUUGUUUGUUUUCCGAUAGCAGUCUUGUGGCUAAAUACGUCACGGAUUUUGAUUUAUUUACAUCAAGACCAUAACAUCGCACGUGUGGCUCGCACGUAUCUGGUUUUCACUCUUCCCGAUUUGGUAUCCAAUUCCUUCAUUCACCCGACCCGCAUUUACCUUCGGACUCAAGGCAUCACCUUUCCCUUAACUAUCGCUUCCUUGAUUGGCACGCUUCUACAAUUACCAAUGAACUAUCUCCUUGUUUUCCGAUUCCGUCUCGGUGUUGUUGGAAUCGCAACAGCAUCCUCACUUUCCAAUUUCGUUGUGUUGGUGGCGGUUGUUUCCUACGUAUGGUGGACCGGGUUGCAUCUGCCAACCUGGUCCACUCCGACCCGGAAAUGUUUAUCCGGGUGGGGGCCACUGGUUCGCUUGGCCGCACCGAGCUGUGUCUCGGUCUGCCUCGAGUGGUGGUGGUACGAGAUUAUCAUUGUACUCUGCGGGCUUUUAGUUGACCCGAACGCAACAAUCGCUUCAAUGGGCAUUUUAAUCCAAACGACUUCGUUAAUAUAUGUGUUCCCGUCUUCUCUUAGUUUUGCAGUUUCGACCCGAGUUGGAAACGAACUCGGGGCGAAUCGGCCUGAUAAGGCCCGAGUCUCAGCUAUGGUGUCAAUAUUUUUUGCGGGCAUAAUGGGGUUAUCUGCAAUGCUAUUUGCAACAUCAAUGAGGGAAAAGUGGGGUCAAAUGUUUACAAAUGAUGCAAAUAUCUUAAGGUUAACAUCCGCGGCCCUACCAAUUAUUGGAUUGUGUGAAUUGGGAAACUGUCCCCAGACAGUUGGCUGUGGUGUUGUACGCGGUACAGCCCGACCAACUACUGCAGCCAACGUAAACCUGGGUGCUUUUUAUUUUGUUGGAAUGCCAAUUGCAGUGGGUCUUGGGUUUGGGCUUGGAGUUGGGUUUAUUGGGUUUUGGGUCGGGUUACUUUCGGCCCAGGUUUGUUGUGCCGGGCUGAUGUUAUAUGUGGUAGGGACAACAGAUUGGGAGCAUCAAGCAAAGAAAGCGGAGAUGUUAACAUGCAACGGAGGUCGAGGUGGGGAUCCACCUUUAAGUUCGUCGGAUAGUGACAUUGAAAGCCAACCGUUGAUGUGCAUAACAAAGACACCGUCGUGA